This is a messenger RNA of Oreochromis niloticus (Nile tilapia), 4229 nucleotides long. RefSeq names its product E3 ubiquitin-protein ligase MARCH3 (gene marchf3). The record is from RefSeq and is a predicted model, not a curated record. NCBI's taxonomy places the organism in Eukaryota, Metazoa, Chordata, Actinopteri, Cichliformes, Cichlidae. The coding region runs from base 2032 to 2778 and encodes 248 amino acids. Gene Ontology annotation, molecular function: zinc ion binding; ubiquitin-protein transferase activity. The transcript is spliced from 6 exons. Gene Ontology annotation, biological process: protein ubiquitination.
AAAUGGUUCCAUUUUAUUGGCAAUAAAAACAAAGUGAAAAAGUUCAAAGUUCAUACAAGAACAAACUGUUAUUGUCAAGUACAAAUAAUCAUAAAGGGCCACAGAUCUUUGUGAUUUACACCAAUGAGGCUGUGUCACCGUCAUCGUGAGACUCAGGUGUGUUGGAUUCAUACAAAUAUAGUAUUUUAGUAAAAGCAUGAUGUGAAGGUUUCCAUCUCUGGAUUAAAGCAGCAUUUGUAACAAACGGUGACCAGCACAGUGCAGCAGAUGGAGUCUUUCACAUUCAUCAUCCACACGUGAGCUCAGAUAAAAGUCCCGCUGGGAGCAGAGGGAGAGAUGUGGGAGGACUUUCUUUGCCUGGCCUCUCUUUCUCCCUCCUUUCCCUUCAGUCCCGCCUGUUAUUCAUUCCCAGGCUGCUGCUAACAAAGCCCGGAGGAAAAGCACAUCACUGGGAAUUCCUUCGUGAUAAUUCCUCUGACAGCAGAUGUUAAAACGCACAGGGGGAGACCCACAUCCUGUCCCGGCUCCCAGUGUGGCUCGGCUCGUGUUGUGUCUGUCUGGGUCUAUUUGUGAACCUUGGUGUGUACUGUGUUAAAUGGGGCCGGGGGCCCCUCUCUAAUCCUGCUCAGGUCGGCAGCGAGGGGCCGCUCUCCAGUCCAUCGAUCGCUUUCUUCGCAGGGUCCUUUAACAGCCCUCAGGCAUUAAUCCAGCAUGUACCUCUGUCUGGAUCGAUAGCAGACAAAAGCCCCACAGGAGGCUGUCUGGAUCUGAGUUCUCGAUUUACCUGCACGCCCUCAUCAUCAGGAUGAAUGCGGCUGCUCUUCCUCACUUCCUGUCAUAUAUCUCCGUCUCCAGGGCCGCAUGCUCUGAUUAUGACCGACGUUUCUAAUGAUGAGCUCGGUAACCCCUAAACUCUCAGUUUAACUUUUUCUACUCAUGGGUCUGAAUGAUGUCAAGACAGGAUAUCAAGCCCCGCCCAUCUGCUGCUUGAAGCUUCUGUUUCUAAGGGGCCAGCCAAUCAGAAGAAAGCUGUCUUAAGGCGGGAGGAGCUGUGAACCAUUCAUCCAGCAGAGACUGAGAAUAAACUCUGAGCAGAACUCGUGGCCUUUGACAGUGAUGGCGACGGAGGAUGGCGCUGCUGACCAUUUUAUUCGGAAAAACAAAAGGACUUGUUGGGUUUUAAUGCGUGUCUGUUCAUUGUCCUGAUACUGUAGGAUUAGGUUAGUGUUACUUACAGGAUUAAAAGCAUGAAGGCUGAAAUCAGUUCAGUCACACUUCACUUUGGGCCACAUGUUAAGUGUUAGCUUGUAGCUUGUAGCUGUGGCUGUUGGCUCUUCAUUAGCCAUUAGACAGCACCUAAUGCCUCGUUUCUACAUGACGCACAGUAUCCUCAGUAUCCUAUCUUAAUGGUUUGCUUUGUUAAAUAAAGGUUGCACUGACUCACUGCGCCAUCUUGUGGUACAAACUGGUAUUAACUGGAAAGAAGGUGCAGCCCAGCCCUACUUCACAUUCAGCUGAUAUCUCUUCAACAACACAAAGGUUUGGACAUGAAGUCACAGCUGAUGUGUGUGGAUAAUGAUGAGAAACGACUGGAACCGUGAGAAAAAUGAACUCUUAAAAGAACUCUCAGACAUUUUUACAUUUUACAGUUUUUUCAUUUGAGUUUUUCUAAAGUGUAACCUAAACUCUGACUUUAACCUUCUGGAUCUGGUGGAUGUUUAGUGAUUACUGCAUGAAUCAGAAGAGAGCUAUAUCACCUCCACAGACAAACACCAUCCUGAACGCCACCCCCCAGCAUCCCGUCUGCAGCCUCGGCCUCCACCGGCCUGGAGCUGGGAGUCUGGUCUCGCUCCGCUGGCUGCCUAGAAGCCCCCUAACAGGAUUAAAGGAGCGUUCUCAGCGGCGUCCGUCAGCCUCUCUAAUCUGCUGGACGGCUUUAGGAGGAGAAGCCUCGUCACUCGGACUCUGCCUGAUGAUAAACACGGAGCUGGUCCUAACGUCGGCUCAGGCUGGAGAUGUGACGUGGAGUGAAUGGCCCCUCCUACUGCAGGUAUGACUGUGGAGGAUCCGAUGGGCAGGUGGGGGUCCAGUCCUGUGGAGGAGGUCAAGUUAAUCCCUGAGCCUGCGCUGGAUGAAGAGCUCCACAGCAGCAGCCAGGAAGUGAUGUGCUAUCACGCAGACACGCCCACUGUGGAGUGUGCAGCCAUCACAGACAGUGAGGAGCAGUUUUGCAGGAUCUGCCACGAAGGCCAGGCGUCAGGAGAGCUGCUGUCCCCCUGCGAGUGCUCCGGCAGCCUGGCCUCGGUGCACCGGAGCUGCCUGGAACAGUGGCUCACCGCCUCCGACAGCGGCCACUGCGAGCUCUGCCAUCACCAGUUUGUGCUGGAGCGUGUGCCAAAGCCUCUGACUGAGUGGUGGUGCUCUCCAGCCAUGCAGCAGCAGAGGAGGACGUUGUGCAGCGAUGCGGCCUGUUUCCUGUUCAUCACGCCGCUCGCGUCGCUGUCGGGCUGGCUGUGUGUUCAAGGAGCCAUGGAGCUCUACUACACCAAUGGGACGGAGGCCCUGGGACUCCUGGUGCUCACUCUGGCUCUCAUCAUCAUCUAUGUGUUCUGGACUGUGGUUUCUGUGCACUACCACAUGCAUCUCUUCAAAACCUGGAAGAAGACUGACCAGAGAGUUCGACUGUGGGUUCCUGUGUCAGAACAAACGCCUCCUAACCAGCAGGUGGCGCCCAUAAACUUCCUCAGCAAAGCCAUCAACAAGGAAACGAUGGUGUAGGUGGAAGUCUGCACAGCUCAAAGGACUGAGCUCAUGACCCCAUGGACUUUUAAACCACACAUUUCAUUGUUUCUUCCCCCCAAAAAAGAGUCAAUGACUCCUUUUAUUUUCCUCUGUACUUUUAUUAUCCUCUCUGUGUUUUGGUGUUGGUGGUAAUGGCAUAGGGGGGGCACUGGAGCAGAUCAAAACUGCUUUGUAGUUAAACGCCCUCCACAAAACUACAGCGGUUAGCCUUGGUAUAAUGUCCACAUCUUCAUUGUUAAACAGGUGGCAGGAAACGCUGAACAAUGUAAAGUUGCCUUUAACGUCAGCAGAGGCUCCAGCAGUUAUUCAGUCCCACAGAUUCCCAACUUACAUCUUUUAAUGGCCACCAGGGGGCGAUACCUGUGGUUAGUGGUCAGUCUAUGGACUCAGGUACUCAUUUCAGGUCACAUAUAAUAAAACAAGUUCAUUUUGUAAAUUUGUCAUUCUAGGAGAGGAUUAUGCUCAUUGGUCAGUGAUUACGAUGACAACAAAUGCUCAGCUGGAGGCUUCAAAACAUCCUCAGCCUGUUACGUCUGUGCUCGAUAACUAUUCGUCUCUGUGAAAGCGGCCUACUUUAGUUUGAGACGUGCUGAAUGGAUGCAUCCCGACUGAAAUGCAGGUGAUUACACAGAGAAGCAGCUGGAACAGCAGCGCAGCUUUCAGAGUUAGUGAAAUAAAAAAUUUUUUUUUUUUUUUUUUUUUUUUUUUAAAAAGUGCGUGAGUAAGCACCACGACUCAAGACCAUUACAAAAUACACGAUUAGUGUGGUCGUGCGUGCUCCAUCAUCCAGGUAAAUCCCAGACGGUGGAUUCUGUUCAUCUGGACGUUUUUAGUGGCAGAAAUGUUUCGUCACUCAUCCAGGUGACUUCUUCAGUCUCAAGCCCGUUACCAUGACAACCACUCCAGUCUAGCCUGUAGAUUUAAAGGGGGGGGGGGGUCUACUCCAUGAUUAUGUUUACUAGUAUCCGAGUACAGGAAUCCAUUUCUAACACUGUGUGCAAUAAAGAAUAAGACAAAUACAUGAUACUAAUUAUGAGACAUUAGCCUUAAAGAUAACACUACCCAACAGAAUUACCCAAGCUCACACGUCACCAACAACUCCUGAGUCACGACUUUUAAACCAAUGUUUGGUCGAACCCACCCAACCUGCAGCCCUACGGCUUUUACCCAGAAGCUGAGUUAUGAAAAUACCCCAGCACUUUAGGGUGUGGUUCCCCUGCAGGAUCUCUGCAGGCUGCUGGAAAUAAGCACAAGUUGUAUUUGUUUAGAAACUUUUAGCUUUAUUUAUUACACUUCAACAAAAAUUAAAAUCAGAGCUCCUGUUGUGAAGCUAGAGCGAUGAAACAUGAGGGACACUGGUGCUGUAAGGCAGGUGAGAUCAUCUAAUGUCACUGUCCUACUGUAAAUACAACUACUGGAGCCAGAAA